AAAUAAAUAUUUUAUAGCAUUUAGUCAAGUUACAUUAUUAUCAUACUCAAUAAAAAAUAAUAUUUUGAAAUAUAUACAUACAAUUGUUUGGAUAAAAUAACUUGUACGAGAUAAAACGAAAAUAAAAGUUUUAUAUAUAUAUCUGCGUACAAGAGAUGGAUCACUCACGCUCACGAAUUGUGAAAAGUGAAAAUAUUCUAUAAAUGUUAGCUUAUCAAAAUUCCACGUUCAAUCAGUUAUUGGAACGGUAAUCGAAAGUUUUAAGGAUAACAAAAAACAUGAGUCCAAAAUUAUGGGAAGGCCAAAUCGAAUGCAGUUGUACACGAGCCUGUUUCUGCACAUAUGCGAAUUUCGAUUCGAUUCAAGAGUACUGUUUAGAUGGAGAUUUUUUCUUUAAAGAACUUGAUGAUGUUAUUAAAUUACAUGCAGAUUUGAAAAAAGGGAUCGAACCGAGGAUUAAGCCCAAUGGUAAAACAUUCAAAGAAGCAGGAAAAGAUUUUUUCGAGUACCGUAUGGUCAUGAUCAUAAAUGCAUAUGAUUUUAUUCUAGACGUUGAAAAAUGUACAGGUACAAGUGAAAUCAUCAAGGGUACGGACUACGAAAAAAUCUACCUCGAAGCUAAAGAAAAAUAUUCAGAAGCUAUCGAUAAACUUAUGAAAAUUAGCGAGGAAGAUAUCCGGCGGUUGGAAAAUGAUUGUCAUUACGAGAUUGAUUUGUGAUUACCUAUUAAUCAAUUACUCUGUACUAAAAAAAAUGUCAUAUUUUGUAUCUGAAAGUACUAUUAAAUAAAAUAAAAUAAUCAAA
This is a messenger RNA of Microplitis mediator, 804 nucleotides long. RefSeq lists its product as uncharacterized. Lineage: Eukaryota; Metazoa; Arthropoda; Insecta; Hymenoptera; Braconidae. The record is from RefSeq and is a predicted model, not a curated record. The transcript has 3 exons. The coding region runs from base 279 to 719 and encodes 146 amino acids.